CGGCACCACGUAGAGCGCCCCCGCCCUCGCAGCCGCGGCCCAGGCCCGAGCAGAGCCCGCCGCUCGCCGCUCGCCUCCCGACCCUGCGCGCUGCCUCCCGACCGGAGGCGGAGGAGGCGGAGGAGGAGGCGCUGCCGCUGCCUUCCCCGCGCCGCGCGCCCGCGCCGUUGUCAGCGCUCCGCUCUGGACCAGUUUGGGGAAGUUGCCGGGGCCCCGUGUCGCCCAGAUGUGCGACCUCAUUGAGCCGCAGCCGGCAGAGAAGAUAGGCAAGAUGAAGAAGUUGCGGAGAACUUUGUCGGAGAGUUUCAGCCGCAUCGCUUUGAAGAAAGACGACACCACCUUUGAUGAGAUAUGUGUCACGAAGAUGUCUACACGGAACUGCCAGGGAAUGGACUCUGUGAUCAAACCCCUGGACACAAUUCCUGAGGAUAAAAAAGUCAGGGUUCAGAGGACACAGAGCACUUUUGACCCAUUUGAGAAACCAACAAAUCAAGUAAAGAGGGUGCAUUCCGAGAACAAUGCUUGCAUUAACUUUAAGACCUCCUCCACUGGCAAAGAGUCUCCCAAAGUGCGGCGCCACUCCAGCCCCAGCUCGCCGACGAGUCCCAAAUUUGGAAAAGCCGACUCAUACGAAAAACUGGAGAAACUGGGGGAAGGCUCUUAUGCUACGGUGUACAAGGGGAAAAGCAAGGUAAAUGGAAAGUUGGUAGCCCUGAAGGUGAUCAGGCUGCAAGAAGAAGAAGGUACACCUUUUACAGCUAUCAGGGAAGCUUCUCUGUUAAAAGGACUAAAACAUGCUAACAUAGUGCUGCUUCAUGACAUCAUCCACACCAAGGAGACACUGACACUUGUAUUUGAAUAUGUGCACACUGAUCUCUGUCAGUACAUGGACAAACACCCAGGGGGGCUGCAUCCAGAUAAUGUGAAGUUGUUUUUAUUUCAGUUGCUGCGAGGGCUGUCUUACAUCCACCAGCGUUAUAUUUUGCACAGAGACCUGAAACCACAGAACCUUCUGAUCAGUGACACGGGGGAGUUAAAGCUGGCAGAUUUCGGUCUUGCAAGAGCAAAAUCCGUCCCUAGCCACACAUACUCCAACGAAGUGGUUACCUUGUGGUACAGACCUCCAGAUGUUCUCCUGGGUUCAACAGAAUAUUCCACCUGCCUUGACAUGUGGGGAGUUGGCUGCAUCUUUGUUGAAAUGAUCCAAGGAGUUGCUGCUUUUCCAGGAAUGAAAGACAUCCAGGAUCAACUUGAAAGAAUAUUUCUGGUUCUUGGAACACCAAAUGAGGACACGUGGCCUGGAGUUCAUUCUUUACCACAUUUUAAGCCAGAACGCUUUACCCUGUACAGCUCUAAAAACCUUAGACAAGCAUGGAAUAAGCUCAGCUAUGUGAAUUAUGCAGAGGAUCUGGCCUCCAAGCUCCUACAAUGUUCCCCAAAGAACAGACUAUCAGCACAGGCCGCCUUGAGCCAUGAGUAUUUUAGUGACCUGCCCCCACGGCUAUGGGAACUGACUGAUAUGUCUUCUAUUUUUACCGUUCCAAAUGUAAGAUUGCAGCCAGAAGCUGGAGAAAGCGUGCGGGCCUUUGGGAAAAACAAUAGUUAUGGCAAAGGUCUAUCAAACAGCAAGCACUGAUGAGCACAACAUUACGAAGAGAACGCAGGAUUACGUUGUCAUCAUUCUGGAAAGAAGAAAAAAAAAAACAUUAAUGAAGUGGCCAAUGAUAUGAAGGGAAUUGUGGGUCAGCUUCCUUUCAGUCCCUGUGGUAGAUUUCACUUACAAGAAAAUUGAAGCUGGCAAGACCGUUUUCUCUGCAAUUUAUUUAAAACCGUGCACGCAUUUGGAUACCUUGUGAUUUCCAAGAACUAUGUGAAGAUUAAGCUCUGCAAACUGUUACAUGGCAUGCAUUCUUUUCAGUCUUUUGUGUUUGAUUUUGUUUGAUUUCCCUCUGCAGCACAGCAUCUCUGUAAAGGUUUUUAUGCUUUCACCAGCCAUGUCUUAAAUACAUUAAGACAACACAUUUGGUGUCCACACUUCUUCAGUAAUGUCUGCACUUGAAAGCCACAUGGUGGCAUAAAACAAUGUGUGUUUUCUUUGAGAACAGUGCACAUUUUGCAACCACUAGGAAGGAACUUUUUAGCUAAAGCAAAUCCAUGUUCUCAGACUGGCUUGACAACUUGGUCCCUGGCUGUGGGGCCUCACUUGUUGCUUACCUUUGGACGACAUUUGCAAAUGUGGUUUUCUUCUUGGAAAUUACUGCACGUGUACAUAGGAUAUCAAAAUCUGCCUAGUAUCUUCAAGCCACGUAGCAUGACUGUUUUCCAAGUAGGCUGGAAGUAAAGAAACAAACAUCAAGCAUUAAGAACAAAGACAGGGAUGAAUUGCAUACAUUUCAACCUCAGGAAAUUGAGGUAACUUUUUCAUAUUUUCCGGAUCUUGUCAAUGUAUUUUUUCCAUCCACUCUGUUACACUUUGUAUUUUCUAAAUGGAGAAAAGAAAAGAAUCGAAUGUUUAAAACUUGAGUGCAAAAGAAUUGUAUCUGCUGGAUGAGCCCUGAAAACUGUCUUUGCUAGUUAAUGUUUAAAAAGCAAAUUACAAAGUUAGCCAGAGUUAAGAAGUUGCUCAUUUACACCAAAGCACAUUUACGUUAUAUAUAUUUUUUAAUUCUAAGCUGACCAGAGCACAUCUUUGGGGACCUUAAUUUUAAAGUUUCCCAGAAAAUGUUCUAACACAAAUAUUAGAAACAACACAGGGAAGAGUCUUGCUUUAAAGAUGGAAAAGGAGGAAAAGAAAGGCCUCACUCUUCAUGUUUAAGAAGAUGAGGGACCACGGAGGAUGAAGGUGAGUAUGUGACACAGGUUGGGCAUGAACUGUGCUCUGACCUGGAGGGAGAGCUGCCUGCUGCAGGCCUCCUGGGGGCAGGGGGCAGGUCUCCCUGCUGAAUCCCAAGUAAUACUGAGGCCAAGGGUAUGAUUAGGAAACUUCACCUACAGCCUGAAACUUGACUCCUCAGAACACAAAUUCCUAUGAAAUACCUUCCUGUACACUGUGUUACAUUUUCCUAUUAGAAAGGAGAGUCUAAGAGCUUGAAAUGUGUCAUACUUUUUAGGAUCAAGUGUAGGAAUUAAUUAUGAGCUGGUUUGGCAGAGACUCUGAGAAUCAGGUAAGGGAAAAGCUUUUCUGUAGUCAAACCCAGCAUACCUAGAAAAUUGGACACAGGAUUUCUAAGCAUCAACAUGAUACCUUCCCUGGAGAGGAGUAUGAAUAUAUAUAUCUCUCUCAAGGUCACAAUCCAUCCUAUUCAGAAGCAGAAUUCAUUUAAGUUUCUAAGUGCAAAACAAGGAAUUAUUUACCGACUGAUUUUAAGAAGAGCAAAAGUUCCCCAAGGCUAGAGUGUUUACUAUUUGCUACCUAGAAAUCUUUCCCAUUCUUCUUUCAUGCAUUCCAAUGCCCUAGAAAUCAUUAGAAGCAUUUUAAUUUAACAUGUACUUAAAUUAGGAUUUCUUAAAUAUGGAGAGAAAACCUUACAUGCAGUCAAAAGGACUUUGCCUGUGAAUUGUUUUGAAUUAUUCAUUUGGGGGAGAGAUAUAACUUUGUAUUUUACUAAGUUUAAACCAAGAGCAACUGAUUAUUAAAUCUUGCUAUUUAAUAAGAUUGCUAACGUAAGAAUUUGAAAAUAUUUAAUGUUGAAAGAUUUCAAUUAGGAAUGUUUGAGUCGUUCAGGGAUAUAUGCCCCUGUCAUAAGCGGCUUCUCUUAGGAAAUGAAACAUUAUACUAUUCAGUGGGGGGUGGGGGGGAUCGGUUUUAUUACAGAGACAUAUGUCUCAGAAGGUCUCAUGCAGGAGGUUUUCAGUUCCUCAUCCUUGCCAUCAGUGCAGGAAAUGCAAACUUUGGUUUGUCUCUCUCCUUUCCUCUCCCAUUUACAGUCACAUUCAUUCUUCUUCCCCCUCUUUCUCUUGCUGAGGGCAGCCAUGAAAAUCAUUACACAUUGUGUUCAUUAGCAGAUUUAUUAUUCUAUUGAGAAAGCACUGGAAUGUUUUGUGAGAUUAUUUUUAUAUGAAGGAGUAGGUUGAAUUUAAACAGCUGGAAGAGUAAGACUACGUAAGCCUAGUGAUUGGGUCAGUGGGACAUCACUGCACACACAGUAUUCUGAAAGGAAUUUAGGGCUUCAUUUCCAUUUUCUGAAAGGAACAGUUUGGUUGACUUAACACAAGAUAUAUAGGGCACGAAAAAACUGUUUGCAGCACUCAGAAAAAAAACGGGGGGCAAAAGGCAGGGUGGCUGUCCAUCCACUAAUACAAGGGUGAGAAGCUAUUUCUACCUCCCAAGAGUGGUGAGAAAAGUGUGCAGGGGAGCCUCCAGACUUUCAGAGAAAGCAAGGCCUCUUGGCAUCCUCUCAGCAUUUUCAUGGUAGCCAGUGCAAUAAGUACCCAGUUAGGCUUCUAUAUAAGACAGUCAUCUGUGAAUAUUACUGGUUUUAUAAUCUUUGUUAUACAAGAAGAUGUUUAGGCUGUACGUACUGGGGUGGAUCAUUGCCUGCCCCCUAUAUGUAGGAAUAUGCUGCUUAAUUGCGCCUAACUUCCAUCUCCCUUACUGGCUUGUAGGCAGAAGAAAUCAUGUAUGUUACUGCCUUGCAAUUUUCUCACAUACCCAAGAAAAGGUCUCAAAUAAAAAAGCAAUCUCCUCUCGUUCCUCUUCCCACAGCAGUGCAUUUUAGAGGCACAUAGAGAAUCUACAUUCUCUAGUUGGGAUUAUUUUUGUUUUUUUUUUUAUUUUUCUUUUAUCUUUUUUGUAUGAUAUACAUUGAGAUGUGUACUUUCUAGCAGGAGGUUGGUACCUAAGAAAUAUGCUAGCAUCCUUCAGAAACUAUUAUGCUUCAAAAUGACACAUUGUAAGGAGAAUGGAACAAUACAUGUUGCAUAUUUGUUACCAGUUGUAACUUGUCUGUAUUAUGAAAGAUGUAACAGUUUGUCAGCUGUCACUAUUGUUUUCUUGUAACAUGAUAUGGAAUAAAGUAUAGCAGAAUCUCUG
Molecule: messenger RNA, 5032 nt
Organism: Manis pentadactyla (Chinese pangolin)
Lineage: Eukaryota; Metazoa; Chordata; Mammalia; Pholidota; Manidae
Gene: CDK14
Product: cyclin dependent kinase 14
Exons: 15
Coding region: 227-1636 (469 amino acids)
Biological process (GO): protein phosphorylation
Cellular component (GO): cytosol; nucleus; cytoplasm
Molecular function (GO): cyclin-dependent protein serine/threonine kinase activity; ATP binding; cyclin binding
Source: RefSeq, a predicted model, not a curated record